Molecule: messenger RNA, 2125 nt
Organism: Morus notabilis
Lineage: Eukaryota; Viridiplantae; Streptophyta; Magnoliopsida; Rosales; Moraceae
Exons: 5
Coding region: 108-1700 (530 amino acids)
Source: RefSeq, a predicted model, not a curated record
GUUCAGAUUUCUUUUUGUUUACUAAGAAGAGCUUCUUUGAAUUUUCUUUCGGAUCUUUAUGCUCCCUCUUGCACAGAUUUGGGUAAUCAGACAAGAAGGAUUAAAAAAUGGCAUCCCUUACACCAGGAGUACUACUAAAGCUCCUUCAGAGCAUGAACUCCAAUGUAAAGGUUCGCGGAGACUACCGGUCAGUCCUUUUGCAAGUGAUCAGCAUUGUGCCCGCCAUAACUGGCUCAGAACUGUGGCCUGACCAUGGUUUCUUCCUUAAAGUCUCUGAUUCCUCUCACUCAACCUACCUCUCCCUUUCAAAGGAAGACAAUGAGCUUAUAUUGAACAAUAAGUUGCAGCUUGGCCAAUUCUUCUACGUUGAUAGGGUGGAGGCAGGAAGGCCAGUUCCUAUUCUUGUUGGGGUCAGACCGGUCCUGGGGCGACACGCUUUUGUGGGGAACCCCAAGGAUUUGAUGCAGAUAUUGGAGCCAUCAGAGAGCCCAGUUCAGGCUGAUCAUCAUGAAGGAAACAAUGGUUCAAAAACGAAGGAGUUAAUGGAAGUGAAAGAGGAAAACAGCAGACAAAAGAUUGUCAUCAAAGAGGAAAAGUCGGUUGUUGCAUCUAGGUACAUGCAAGGUGUUACCACAUCCAAUUCAAAAGCAAGUGGGCAAGACAGUAAUGGAUCAGUUGGGAAGAGCAAUGACAAUGAGAAUGGUGUUAAAAGGACUGGCUUCAUGAAAGGAAAGCAACAUGAGCUUAAUGGUCAGGCACGCCCAGUGACUCCUUCCAGGAAUCGACCUGAUCACGCACUCUCAUCAAGGCCAGAGUUCUCAGUAUCUAGCACCAAGGAUACUGUUUUGCCUUCUAAGAGCACUCCUGCAAAACGUAUGUCAAGCAAGCAGGAAAAUUUGAACUUGAACUUAUCAUCAAACAACAAAGAAAGAAAUAGUUUGCCGGAGGCACUUCUCUGGUCUUCUUUGCCUCCUAACCUUCUAAAGCCCGGAAAGGGAAUGCUUAGAAGGAGGAACUUAGCUUCUUCGGUUGCAACAGAAGCUCAGAAAGAGGCUUCCAGAGCUGCAAAUCUUGUCAAGUGUCUCAGUAUGUUUGCUGAUCUUUGCUCAUCUGCUUCACCGGAGAAUCCCCACCUCUCUUUUACUACAUUCUUCAAACUUGACCAGAUCAUUGAUCAACCAAACGAGACCAGUCCCUUGAAGAAUAAAUCACUUCCUUUAACUACAAUCUCUUCUCCUCCAAAUGUUGAAAAACCCAUCAAGAAGACAGGUUCAGAUCAUAGUAAAAUUAUACCGAGGUUGGGAAAGACGCAUGUGGAGUUAAGUGGAGGAGAGAAACUAGAAUGGGCUAAAGGGGAUGGUGCAAAAGAGAUCAAAGAACUGAGAGAACUUCUCUUGAAUGAAACAAGAUCAUGGUUUCUAAAGUUCUUGGAAGCAGCUUUGGAUGUUGGCUUUCGCCUGAAUGGCCAGGAGAAGAAAGGUAAGAACAGCACAGGACGGCGAACUGAGCCUGACAACCACAUUGCCAUCACAUUAUCACAGCUUAAGAAUGCAAAUGAGUGGUUGGAAAAACUUAAAAGCAACUCAAGCUUCGAGAAUGAUGAGUUAUCAGAGACUAUUGAUCGGUUGAAGCAAAAAGUAUAUUCUUGUUUGCUUGUUCAUGUGGAGUCUGCUGCAUCCGCCCUUGAGAACAGAUCUUGAUCGCGGUUGACUGAGCUGCAUGGAAUGGUUUUUUGGAACUUUUCUUUUUCUUCUGAUAUUUAUGAAUAAAUUAUCCCACUUAAGGCGAUUCUAAUUACUUAUAAAGCCUGAUUUGAGCUUGACAUACUUAUCUAAUACGUUCAACAAGUAUAACUUAUUUGUGUAAUGAUCGCGUGUAUAAUAACAAUAAAGUUGAUGUAAGGUCCAUAUCAAUGUAACUGCUGAGAUUUUAUACUGCGUUCCUUGUCUGUUCCCCGCAGCAAUGUAAUAACACAGAUUUUAUACUGCGUUCCUUGUCUGUUCCCCGCAGCAAUGUAAUAACACAGAUUUUAUACUGCGUUCCUUGUCUGUUCCCCGCAGCAAUGUAAUAACACAGAUUUUAUACUGCGUUCCUUGUCUGUUCCCCGCAGCAAUGUAAUAACACA